Odontomachus brunneus is the source of this 1400-nucleotide messenger RNA. RefSeq lists its product as uncharacterized. NCBI's taxonomy places the organism in Eukaryota, Metazoa, Arthropoda, Insecta, Hymenoptera, Formicidae. Bases 105 to 560 code for a protein of 151 amino acids. The record is from RefSeq and is a predicted model, not a curated record. Gene Ontology annotation, biological process: positive regulation of voltage-gated potassium channel activity; sleep; regulation of synaptic transmission, cholinergic. The transcript is spliced from 3 exons.
UCAGUUAUAGCAAUUAUAGGCGUGGACUCAUAAAGCGUGUUUGGAAGCAUUGUGUCUUUCUUGUGAGACGUUUUCAGGAAAAAACAAGAAUUUCUGUCACAGAAAUGGCCUAUGAAAUGCGUUUUCAUUUUCUCGUGACAGCUUUGCUGCUUCUUUGUUGCAUCCACGAAGGCUUCUCCAUCAAAUGUUGGGUAUGCAGAUCAGAUUCAGAUCCCAAGUGUGCAGACCCAUUUGAUAAUUCUACCGUACCAAUCACUGACUGUAAGCAAGAACCAUUCCUGGAGCAUUUGCCAGGUGUGAGGCCAACAAUGUGUCGUAAAAUUCGUCAAAAAGUUAAUGGUGAAUGGAGAUAUUUUCGUAGUUGUGCUUAUAUGGGAGAGCCAGGUAUUGCUGGUGAUGAACGAUUUUGCCUAAUGAGAACUGGAACAUAUAAUAUAUUUAUGGAAUAUUGUACAUGUAAUAGUAAAGACGGUUGUAAUUCAGCGUCAUAUCAGUAUGGGAGCUGGUUACUCUUGAUAAUUGCAUUUAUAACAUCAAUCAGAUACGCAUUCAUUGAUUGAAAGAAUCUAGCCAAAGAUUUUCUUUUUUUAACAGAUCUGAUUCACUGGAUAGUUUAGAUUUCAGUAAGUGUAUUUACAGCUCGAGAUCCACAUAUUUGUACUUAUUAUAAAUAACUCCCUUUUCUCUUCUUAUACAUCGAACUUCAGGGAGACAAACACAUACUCCAACAAUCAAAUGUAUCGAUAAGUACCUUAGAUUUUUAUAACAAGUUUUUAAUUUUAUAUAUGUAUUUUUUUUACGAAAUGGCUGCUGCCUUUUUAUAUUCUAUUCCAAAUAGAGCAACGAUAAGAAUCUGAAAUAUUUAUAAAGAAGAAAAUGACUUCCAGUAAGUUAGUAGCUUAUUUUGGCCUAAGAUAUUAUAUUUUAUCGACGAUUUUACAUAUUUUAUAGAAAUAUAUUUUUAUCGCAAUUUAAGAAAAAAAAUAUAUAUAUUUGCAUACUAUUUUUCUCCAUCUUAAUGUUAUACAGUACAAAUUAUGCAUCUUACUAACAUCGAAAAUUAGCAUCCGACUGCAAUGACAACUCCAGAUGUUAAGAUAAGACUGCUAAUGCCGUCCAGAUUAAUAUAAUCGAUUUAGUUUUAGUAUGGUGUUUUGCCAUCUUUUUAUAUGUUUUGUAUAUAUUUUUAAAGUAAUAUUUAGUUCUUUCUUCUUUCACACUGUCAUCCAUAUACAAUAAAAGCAUGAUUCGUAAUCAUACGAUUAUCGUGUCAUAUGAAAUACAAUAGAAUGUGUGACUUUGCAUAUCAUGCUUGAAAUUCAUCUAUUACUAUGAAUUUGUUACUCGAAUGUAUGAAAUACAUUGAAAAUAAUGAAAUGACUCGUAAAUACGAAAACAGA